CUGCAGGUGAUCCUGCCCGCGCUGCUGGAGCAGGGCCACACGCGGCAGUGGCUGAAGGGGCUCGUGCGGGCCUGGACGGUUGCUGCUGGGCACUCGCUGGACCUGCACUCCUACUUGCUGGGAGACCAGGAGGAGAGUGAGAACAGUGUGAACCAGCAGGUGAACAAUAACCAGCACGCUCGCAACAACGCCCUCCCUGUGGCGGGGGAGGGCCUGCACGCCGCCCACCAGGCCAUCCUGCAGCAGGGCGGGCCCGUCGGCUUCCAGCCCUACCGCCGGCCGCUCAACUUCCCGCUCAGGAUAUUCCUGCUGAUUGUGUUCAUGUGCGUGACCUUGCUGACCGCCAGCCUCGUCUGCCUUACUCUGCCAGUAUUCGCCGGCCGCUGGCUGAUGUCCUUCUGGACAGGGACCGCCAAGAUACACGAGCUCUACACGGCAGCCUGCGGCCUCUACGUCUGCUGGCUGACCAUCAGGGCCGUGACCGUUCUGGUGGCAUGGACGCCGCAGGGGCGCAGGGUCAUCUUCCAGAAGGUCAAGGAGUGGUCCCUCAUGAUAAUGAAGACACUGGUCGUCGCGGUGCUGCUGGCAGGUGUCGUCCCUCUCCUCCUGGGGCUGCUGUUUGAGUUGGUCAUCGUCGCUCCACUGAGGGUCCCCUUGGACCAAACGCCUCUUUUUUACCCAUGGCAGUGCGGCCACGAGGAGCACGUGCUGCUGGCCGACCUGCGGCGGAAGUGGCAGAGCCUGUGCCUGCCCGUGGGGCAGCUGCGCGCGCUCCUGCGGCUGGAGCCCUGCGAGGAGAAGAUCGAGUGGACGAAGUUCCUGGCGCUGGGCUGCAGCGCGCUGGGCGGGUCUCUGAACUCGGCAAUGAAGCACCUCUGUCAGAUCCUGACAGCCGACCCUGAGGGUGGGCCCGCACGCAUCCCUUUCACGACCUUCUGCUACGUGUACCGGUACCUGGCUAGCCUGGACACAGACAUGGCCCAUGUGGACACAGAGUCCUACCUCACCACCCUGAAGGAGAGCAUAGAGUCUAGAAAGAACGGCAUGAUCGGGCUUUCCGACUUCUUCGUUGCCAAGAGGAAAAUCUGA
Molecule: messenger RNA, 1089 nt
Organism: Orycteropus afer afer
Lineage: Eukaryota; Metazoa; Chordata; Mammalia; Tubulidentata; Orycteropodidae
Product: E3 ubiquitin-protein ligase MARCHF6-like
Exons: 8
Cellular component (GO): endoplasmic reticulum membrane
Source: RefSeq, a predicted model, not a curated record